This is a messenger RNA of Helobdella robusta, 1788 nucleotides long. RefSeq lists its product as hypothetical. Bases 1 to 1788 code for a protein of 595 amino acids. The transcript has 2 exons. The record is from RefSeq and is a predicted model, not a curated record. Lineage: Eukaryota; Metazoa; Annelida; Clitellata; Rhynchobdellida; Glossiphoniidae.
AUGGCGAUAUCUGAGAACAUCAUCGUCUACAUGCUCCGAUACUUCUCCAUCUCCCUCGCCUCGUCCAUCUUCAUCAUUCACGUCCUCUCCAUCAUAGCGUGUCGAUUGAUCAUUGAUUUGGUAUUUUUAACCCGUAAUUCCAUGCACAAAUAUUUAAAAAGCAGUACCGAUAAUGUUGUGUCGGUCUUUGUCGAUUCUAUACAAAUAUUGGAUCUGACGAUGCUCUGUACCUGUACUUUAUUCUACUUCCACGCAUGCCAACUUCAAAUAAGCACGACGAUAUCAAUUGUGCUGUCACUUUUCUACUUCCUAUCUUUCAACCGUAGUGUAUGCAGCCAUCAGAGCAUCAUUUAUUUAAUCUUCUCGCCAUUUCAAACCAUCUCAUUAUCGAAAUUUAAAAAGGACGCGCGAUAUAGAAAUAAAGUUCAAUACCUACUUUUCCUUCCUGUUCAAAUAAUCUUAGUGACUUUUCUUUACAAGCCAUUGUUUAAGUUCAUUCUCAAAGAAAUCGUUUUCACGGCAUGCGAAUGCGACGACUUCAAUACCCUGCUGUGCCAGGUACCGACUGAGAAUGGACACGCGGCGAUGCUACUCGAAUUUUUUGGAACAUUCCUAGUUGGAUUGUUGAUAUAUUUGUUGGGAGAUGAAGUGUCUUUGGUGCCGCUGGUGUUGAUUGCAAGAUCGCUAAUCUUUUCAGUUCUGCGUGUAAUGGGCACUCAGGAGAUACCUUUUAUCCACAUCUUCCCCCUCUCGUCAUACAUCAACUACCUCGUAUGCCCCCACCACUUCCACACCAACCUUCUCUUCAUCCAUUCACUCACACCAAUGUUAACGUCAUUUUUAUUCUGGUGGAUUUUUCACGAGGAUCCGGAACUAGAUGGCAAUGACGUAAUUGGUGAAUCAGUUGAACCCGUCGACAAUGGUGUAUACAAUCUGACGUCACAACCAUUUGAACGAUUGCUCGAUGAAAACUUACAAAAAUCUACCUCAGCAAAAGAUGGAGAGAACGAUGUGCAGUCUUCACUAGCCAGUUGUCGACUGGACAGUCGCAUCAUGAACGGUCAUUUUUCUUGCGGAAGAAAUUACUUAAGUGAAAUGAGUGAUCUGGAUGAUGACGAUAGUAUCAAAAGUUGCGAUAACGUUAGCGAUGGUGAAUCAAGUAAUCACGGUGAUGUUGAUGGUAACAUCUACAGUAAAAGAAUAGAUAUAGAUAUUGUCAGUGUCAGCGAUGAUUCAGUGGUGGGGAAAAACACAUUUUUAUCAAAGAUGAACAUGAGUCAUGGUGAAGCGGACAUGUUUCAAAAGUACGGCGAAACUUCGAAGACACAUCCGAAAAAACAACGACACAGCAAACAUGAUCGACGGCAUGAACAACAUCAACCAGACCAGCAUCAAAAACAACAACGUCAACCACGUAAUCGUCAAAAACAGUCGCGACACCAGCCGCCAGGUUAUUGUGACGCGGCGACAAAACAGUCUCGCCACAGUGGGACAACCACAAACCAUUCAAACCACAUUCAAACCCCAAUUAACAACUUCGGUCUGAGGAUGAACGCAAACGAAUAUGACAGCGUUGAUGACAUUCUCGGUUGCAACAAUAAAACUGCGUUAAACAUUCAAAACAAUAACACGAGAUAUAAAUAUAGGUGUAAUCUAAAAUGCAAUGAAAGAAAUGAUCAUUCAAAUGAACCUAAAGAGUGGAAUAAACAUUUUAAACGUAAAACGAAAAAUUUGUGGCAAUGGUUUAAAAAUUCCGUAAACGAUACAUUUAAUAGUUUUUCUCCGUAG